Messenger RNA from Penicillium vulpinum, 363 nucleotides. RefSeq lists its product as uncharacterized. The record is from RefSeq and is a predicted model, not a curated record. The coding region runs from base 1 to 363 and encodes 120 amino acids. The transcript has a single exon. NCBI's taxonomy places the organism in Eukaryota, Fungi, Ascomycota, Eurotiomycetes, Eurotiales, Aspergillaceae.
AUGUCGUCGGCGAACGCCCCACCUCUCUGCGAAUGCCCAAACCCCCUCAACGAUUACCUCGCCCAGAUUGGGACCUUUGUUGAGCGACUGGCAGCCGCGACGACCCCUCGACAGGUGCCGCUCCUUUGGGUCAUCAUGACCAUGUAUUUGUUCGCCUUGCUGUCAAGACGCGUCGACGCCUAUCUGGACUGGUGGGUUGACCUAUCUGCCCUAUUUACAUUGAACACCAUGAGGUUAGAUUCUAAUAAAAAUUCUAGGCUGUUUCCCCUUCCGCCCCGAGCCCGAGCCCGAGCCCGAGCCCGAGCCCGAGCCCGUGGCCAUUCCCGUGGCUAUGCCCGUGCCCCAAGCCCCAGGGCUGGCUAG